Lachancea lanzarotensis is the source of this 1290-nucleotide messenger RNA. RefSeq names its product LALA0S06e05996g1_1 (gene ISN1). The transcript has a single exon. The record is from RefSeq and is a predicted model, not a curated record. NCBI's taxonomy places the organism in Eukaryota, Fungi, Ascomycota, Saccharomycetes, Saccharomycetales, Saccharomycetaceae. Gene Ontology annotation, molecular function: magnesium ion binding. Bases 1 to 1290 code for a protein of 429 amino acids. Gene Ontology annotation, biological process: nicotinamide riboside biosynthetic process; nucleotide metabolic process; inosine salvage.
AUGGUUUCCAGAUAUAGAGUUGAAUACCAAUUGAAAUCUCAUCGCAAGGAUGAGUUAAUCGAAUGGAUCAAGGGCCUGUUGGCAGUGCCCUUCGUCUUGCACUCUGCUGCGGACGACAAAAAUAAUAGAGAACUGGUACGCAAGAGAUACGCAGAGACAUUUAAAGCGGUGGAGGAACUCGUAAACGAGCAAGUAGAGGUUCGAGAACAGGUUCCAGCUGAAGAUUUCCUUCACCAUCGUCAAAGAACAAGAUUGGCACAACUCGUCCCCUCAGUAGGGGCAUUUUUCACGAGGUUACCCUUGGAAGAUGCAUUUGCGCUGGAAGAUCACAAGAGAGCCAUUUCGGCUAGGGUCAUGGUCGCACCAAGUUUCAAUGAUAUCCGUCACAUCCUGAAUACGGCCCAAAUCCUAGAAUUGCGUCAAUACAACAAUGCCAAACUGGUCACCUUUGAUGGGGACGUGACAUUGUACGAAGAUGGAGGUUCGCUCACCGAACACAGUAAAGUUGUACCGUUCUUGCUGGACCUUUUGAGACAAGGCGUUUACGUUGGAAUUGUGACCGCUGCCGGUUACGAUGAGGCCCAAAAAUACAUGGAGCGUCUUUUCGGGUUCAUGAGUGCUCUGGAGAACGACGAGAGCAUAAGCGACGAGUUUAAGGAAAACAUGGCAGUUCUGGGCGGUGAAUCGAACUACCUUUUCCGGUACAAUGCUAAACUGCGUAAAUUGGUCGCGAUCCCCACACACGAGUGGAUCAGGUCCCCCAUGCGUGAGUGGAGCGAAUCGGACAUGACAGAAACACUAGAUUUGGCCGAGUCGCUACUACGUGAUUUUCGCACAACCCUAAACUUGCCCGAAGAGUCCACCAUUAUUCGCAAACCAAGGGCCGUGGGUAUCGUUCCAGGCAACAGGUGGAACCCAGAAACAAAGCGGACAAUUCGUGUCAAGAUGGACCGCGAGCAGCUCGAGGAGAUGGUGCUCACUCUGCAACGCCACAUUGAGAACUUUGCACCCGCACGUCGUAUUCAGUUCAGCUGUUUCGAUGGUGGAAGUGACGUCUGGUGUGACAUUGGGGGCAAAGAUCUCGGUGUAGCUGCUCUACAACACUAUUUCAGUCCUGACAAUCCGAUCAAGCCAUCUCAAACGCUCCACAUAGGUGACCAAUUUGCUCCCAUGGGAUCUGCCAACGACUUCAAGGCCCGGAUGUCCGGAAGCACGGUAUGGAUUUCGUCGCCUCAAGAAACUGUCGAAGUCUUACGGUGUUUGGCUCAAGGUUUCGAUCAUUACAAAUAG